Messenger RNA from Lacerta agilis (Sand lizard), 1819 nucleotides. It is a transcript of the gene TMEM269, whose product is annotated as transmembrane protein 269. Gene Ontology annotation, molecular function: phosphotransferase activity, for other substituted phosphate groups. Bases 296 to 898 code for a protein of 200 amino acids. Lineage: Eukaryota; Metazoa; Chordata; Lepidosauria; Squamata; Lacertidae. The record is from RefSeq and is a predicted model, not a curated record. Gene Ontology annotation, biological process: phospholipid biosynthetic process. Gene Ontology annotation, cellular component: membrane. The transcript is spliced from 6 exons.
GCUCUUCUCAUGCACUCAUGGGAGCCGACACCAGGGGGUGCUGCUGCGAUCAUCAACCACCCUCCAAAUGGCCAGUGGUUUGGAGGCUGCCCAGUGGCAGGAGCCAAACACCCAUUGACUUUUCUCCUUCUGCCUUUUGGGGCUUACCGAAAAUCUCCCUUUCAAACUGAGAACAAAGCAUUAACCUUAAAGUCCAGGUAUAUUCCAACACACCAAGAAGCUGUUCCUGAGCGAUCAGGCCGGACGGGCGCAGGCUCUGGAGUUCCUGCGCCGGAAUGUCGCCAACUCCAUCUCUAUGGCCAACCUGGUGAUGGGCCUCUCAUCUGUCCUUUGCAGUCUGAAUGGACAAUAUAAUUAUGCAUGCUGGCUGGUCCUGAUCGGAUUUCUGCUUGACCUUGCGGACGGCGCCGUUGCCAGGCAGCUGAAUGCUUGUUCUGCGCUGGGUGCCAAGCUGGAUGAUUUUGCUGAUUUCACUUCAUUUGGGCUGGCCACCGCCCUUCUCCUGCAAGCACACGGGAUCCUCGACGGGCUUCUGGUGAUCGUGUACGUCUUGGCUGUGUUCACGCGCCUGUGUUUCUUCUCUAGUGGGAUGCCGUUCAUGUACCGGGGUCUGCCCUGCCCGUACGGAGCAUCUGUGCUGGCAGCCACCUACCUCUUGACGGGAGGCAACCUGCUGGUGAUGCGCAUCAUCGCCAUGGUGAUGAUCCUGUUCAUGGUAGACCAGGGCUUCUACCCUCACGACAAAGUGCUGGAGUCUCAGCCCUGGAAGAAGGCCGUCUUCGCAGGAGGGAUCUUGAUGGUGAUGUUCUCUGCCACCUACUUUGCCUCGCUAUACUACCUGCUUUGGUCUUCGUCGUAUAUCUUCUUCCCAACUGCUCUGUGGAGCCACAGAGUCUAACCUUGUUUGUGUGGCGUCAUGCGUGGACGGACAGCAGCUUUCCCACCUCACUGUGGGGCACGUGCCCAGUGGGGCCACCACCUGCAGGACCCUAAAGACCAGCCUACCCAUCGUUAAUAUCCACGCAUUGCUUAAAAACUUCCUGGAAACGUUUCCACUGUCCUGACUAGGAACAGAACAGCUGUGAGGUCUCUGCCGUGGGGGAGAUUUCUGCCCGGCAAAGGCUGGGCGUCUGGGGAGCACAGUGGGUGAUCUUGCUAACACUCCCAAGCCCCACUUUUGGUGUAGAUAUGAAUAUACAGAUUAUUUACAUAUGUAUAUAUAAAAAGAAAAAGAUUUACAAUGAGUUCAGUUUUUUUAGAUUUCUAUUUUUUUAGUCCACAAUUUUAUUCACGGGUGGUUUUUAAAGAACUUGGCUUCCAAAUCUUAUCACUGGCUUACUUUUUCAACAAAUCCAAGCAUAGGUCCCUGCAGCCUCACCACAAAGUCGUCUUUAAAGAGAGCAUCUGGAUUUUCAAUGUACAAACUAGCUGGAUUUGAAAACUUAAAAGUUGAGAGGGCUGAUGAAACACCGCAGGAUCACUGCUUUUGUGUGGGGUGAAAGCUGGCCCUUAGGGGAAGGGGUGGCGAUAAAUCUCUUUACCUCCUGAAAGGCUUGGCGGUCAAAAAUAAAUUGAACCCAUCAAAUUAACCUGUAUGGAUCCUAGAUUUGCCAUUCUAAGAUUGGGUGUAUCAAAUACUUCUGCCAGGGAGCAUUGUCAAUGUUUUUGUUUUAUUGAAAUAUUUGGAAAACUUAUUUCCUGCCCGCAUCCCCCAGGAGAUAAUAAUGGAAAGGGAGAUGAUUUGUGUUACUAGAAAUGUACGUUUGAAAUGAAUUCUUUUGUUUUGGCAUUUUUAAAAAAAUAAAUCUGAAAAACACUG